Molecule: messenger RNA, 1452 nt
Organism: Botrytis byssoidea
Lineage: Eukaryota; Fungi; Ascomycota; Leotiomycetes; Helotiales; Sclerotiniaceae
Exons: 2
Coding region: 1-1452 (483 amino acids)
Source: RefSeq, a predicted model, not a curated record
AUGAAGUACCUAAAGUGGUUAUCAAUUGGCAGGAAGGAAAAGGUGAAGGAUAAUAAAGUUAACAUUGAUGAUCUCAAAGAUGGCAGCAGCGUAUCCGGUCAACUUAAGGGUUCGAUCCUGAAGGAAACUUUACGGUCAAUGGAAUUAUCAUCACAAUGUACCGUCGAUGCUCAAAAGAAUAUCGCUAAUGGAUCCGCGAUUGGAAUAUCUGGGACCAAAACACCCACGGGACCAUCCCGAAAAACCAGUAUAUCAAGCAAAAGGAAGUCUUGGUACAGUCUAUCAAGCAGAAAGUCGGAAGACUGUGAAUCUAUCGCUAUCAAACAGAGCAGCCUUUGCAAUAGAACGGAAAGCUCUAAAGAUCGAGAAGACCCUUCUCCACACGCAACUAAGCAACCUCCACCUCUACUCAACAUCCAUAAAAAUGCUUCCAAUAACCCUAUCACAAUCAUCGUCACAUCCCCAACCUCAGAUACCAAUAUCCAAACAGAUUCCAGCUCGAUAUCUAGUACAUCAUCACAUUCCUCAACCCUCUCCUUGAAAUCCACCUCCAGCUUCGACCCCUCCCUUCUCAUGCCUCCUUUUCCACCAACGCCUCUGAAAUAUGACAUCCCCAAAUCCAACGAAGCUCCCGAGGUGAAAAAAUGGCUUAUCGGUUGUAUGAAUCGAAAAGCUGAUACGCUUCCCCGCAAACUCGUUUUUCGGAUGAUGGAAAUUUAUGGAAUCAAGAAAGAAGAAUUAGACCCGACGAUGUGGGGAAAGCUUCAGGAAGGGGUCGUAGAUGAGGGGGUGGUAUUGGGUGUCGAUGCUGAUGUUGAGGAUAAGGAUACGGACAAAGGCACUGGAAAUAUUGAGGCAGAGAAACAGUAUCUGGAGAGUGUAAAGAAAAGGGGGGAAUCUAAUAGUGUCGAUGCAUUGCGGAGCCCAAGGCUUUCAUUCUAUUCUCGAGGAAAUCGGGGACGAAAAGAUAUUCCCUCUGAGUAUCCCAAUAACACAAUUCCCACGAAACGACAUACCUACCCUAACUCCAACCUCAAAUCCAAUAAUACCAGAAUCCACACUAUCACUACCACCACCAUCAAAAACCCAAACCCAAACCUAAACAGGCCAAACCCACAAUCCCCACCCCCCAAAACCCCGACAACAAAUCCACGAGUAUGGCAAAACCCCUCAUCGCGCGCUCGGAAUUGGCCGACUACCAUCCCCAAUAAUAACAACAUGAUGAAUAUGCACCACAACGCUGCAUUUUCUUUCCCUCCUUAUGCCCAUGCAAAUACAAAUCCACAUACGAAAUCAAGACCUAGCACGCAGCACGGGAAACAUAGUAGAUACGGGAAAAUGACGAAGAAGAAGAGGGGAGUGUGUCCGCCGUGUUCGAGGAGGGGAUCGAUGGUGUCGUUGGGGAGGAUUCCAGAACACGAGGAGGAGUUUGGGGGAGGGGAGGGGAAGUGA